Messenger RNA from Phyllotreta striolata, 420 nucleotides. The record is from the annotation of a GenBank genome assembly. Lineage: Eukaryota; Metazoa; Arthropoda; Insecta; Coleoptera; Chrysomelidae.
CAGCAACACAGACCUAUUUUAUCGACAUGUUGAAAUUGGUGGUGUUGUUCGCCGUCGUGGCCGUCGCAGUAGCCAAACCCAGCGGGUGGUUACACAGCGCUCCUGUGGUGCAAUCCUACAGCCUACCGGUGGUAGCAGUACCGUCGGCGGUCAGUCACUCCUACAGGAAAGACGUCAUCAGCAAGCCUGUGAUAGCUGCUUACUCGGCGCCAGCUAUUGUAGCCGCUCCUGUUGUCCACAAGAUUGUUCCUGCUGCGGUUAGCUACAGUCACAGGAGCGAUGUCAUCAGCAAGCCCGUCGUGGCUGCUUACAGUGCUCCUGUUUGGGCGUACUCUGCUCACGUGCCGGCCGUGCACGCUUGGUGAAGAGUAACUGUUUAAUAUAAUUUGUACUUAUUUACUUUUAUAAAAUGGAAUAAUA